Messenger RNA from Lycium ferocissimum, 417 nucleotides. RefSeq lists its product as uncharacterized. Lineage: Eukaryota; Viridiplantae; Streptophyta; Magnoliopsida; Solanales; Solanaceae. The coding region runs from base 1 to 417 and encodes 138 amino acids. The transcript has a single exon. The record is from RefSeq and is a predicted model, not a curated record.
AUGGAUUGGGAAGAGGCAACCAAACUCAGGUUGUUUCAACUCAAUGAGAUGGAUGAAUUCCGAUACCAGGCAUAUGAAAGUGAAACACUUUAUAAAGAGAGAAUAAAGCAAUAUCAUGACAAGAAAAUCCUGAAGCGAGAAUUCUACAAGGGUGAUCCUGUCCUGCUGUUUAACUCUCGAUUGAAACUGCUACCGGGUAAGCUUAAGUCAAGGUGGUCCGAUCCUUUCGAGGUGGUAAGUGUUUCACCCCAUGGGGCGCUUGAACUGAAGUCCGAAGAUGGAACUCGGACAUUUAAGGUGAAUGGGCAGAGGGUGAAGCACUAUCAUGGGAUGGUUGUUGGAGAUAGAAUUAUUGACCGUUACCGAUUGAAGCACCUUGGGACGAAUGCUGACUCAACGAGUCCUGACCAAGAGUAA